CGGACGGACGGCGGCCUCAGUUGAUUGACGCUGCCGCCCUUCAGCGCCACCGUCGCCUCCUUUUAUUUAAACGCCGUCCGGGCCGUCGGAGCAAGUCAAAAUCAUCCGCAUCGAGAGUCGGACACAUCGACGACCGACGACGCGCUCCGCUCGUUUUUUUCUUUUACACGCAUGCCAUCUUGUCUGUUGGCUGCUGUUGCUGCUCCACCGCCAUCUUGAGAUCUCUAUCGUAUUUUCUCUUUUAGACCAAAACACACACAAAAAAAAGGAAAAAUCACUUUAUACAAAGGCGAGAUGCAGGUCAAAAGUCUAACAAUCUGGUGGAUAAUGCUCCUGGUUGGCGGCAGCUACAUGGCGUCUGGAACGGUGGCAGCGCAUCGAGCACGCCACGGCGGCUGCAACUUCCGCAUCGUCCGCGACAUUAUGCGCCGGGCGUGCGCUUACCAUUCGUCAGAGAAUUCGCAACUGCUGGGACUCGACGAUCUCCACCCGUCCGUCAAACGGAUGUCGUCUAACAUCCUGGACGAAGUGGUCGACCACCACCAUCACGACCACCAAUCAGGUGGUAGAGUCAAGAAGGAAAUCGAGUUACUCUACAUCCGACGCAUUCUCAAAGAGUGUUGUCCCAACGAAGGCUGCCCGCCUCUAUCCAAAUUUUGCCGCUAAGAAAAAAGAAAAAUCCACAUCACAGGUCGAAGGAGAAAGAUUUCGUCCACUGUAUAUCUAGCAGCGUCGUUGUUGAUUUUCCAUUAAAAAACGCCAACACACCAAGAAAAACACGCACACAACAAAGAAGAAAACACACCACACACACACACACACACACACAGUACACGCAAGUUACUCUUUUGCCAACGUGAGUCCGGAAGAAAAACUACAAGCCGUCGUGAAGAUAAAUUCUUACCACAACAAAAAAAAAAAAAAAAAAAAAAGAAAAAAAAAAAAGGAAGUUGUACAGAUCUACCAUUACUACGGCUACGAAAAAUUGUCAGAAGAGUCGACUCAAAAGGUAGAAACAAUUUCAAAGGAAAAUUGAGAAACGUGAAACAAAACAAAAUCCUUUGCCAAACACGCUCCCUCCUGGUUAGUGUAUGUGUUGCCCAAUCUUGUUCAAAUCUCUCUAUUUAUUCCUACCUGUCUGAAAAAAAACAAACAAAAAAAACAAAAAUCUUAAACUAAAAAAAAAAUAUGCUAAUGUAUGUAUUGUGACCAAAGUUGAUGUUCUCAACUCGAACGGUUUUAAUUAUUUUUCUUCGUUACAGUCGACCCGCGGACGAUUGAAUUUUUUCUCAUGUAAACAAUUUCAAUUGAUGUCGUAAUAAAAACCUUGUGAUGAACAAA
Daphnia magna is the source of this 1341-nucleotide messenger RNA. RefSeq lists its product as uncharacterized. Lineage: Eukaryota; Metazoa; Arthropoda; Branchiopoda; Diplostraca; Daphniidae. The record is from RefSeq and is a predicted model, not a curated record. The transcript has 2 exons. The coding region runs from base 295 to 666 and encodes 123 amino acids.